AUGGCAUCAGUCGCGAGAACGCUCUGGAGCAAGAUGACUGCCAAACCUCUUGUCCGCCCGAGCGAUGUGGACGUGCAGACGCUGGUGGUGCCGCUGCCGCAGGGCGUCGAGAUGCCUCGUCGAGCGUCUUCCAAGCCAAGACGACGACGUACCAGCAGCGGCAAAACCGGCAAAACCAAGCCCACAACCAAUGCGAAUGCGAACACGAACCGACCUGACGGCUCGCGCAUGACUCAGCAGCAGCUGUACAUGUGGGAACCUGUGCUCACACUCGGGUGGUCGAUCGGAAUCUGCUUCACGCUGGCGGCGUUGUGUAUCGGACUUGGAAUUCUGAUCGUCUACACAUCUGGUACACUCACAACGCUGCGUGUGGUAUAUGACGGCAACGAAGAAGCACAAGCGACGCAGCCGGGCGGCAACAUCACGCAGCUUGCCAAUUGCCGUCUCGAUUCACCCAAAGACGGCAACUCAUUCCACGCCGAUCACACCUGCUACGUGCACCUGAAGCUUCCGAACGAUAUCAAGAGCCCUGCACGCAUAUUCUACGAACUGGACGGGUACUACCAGAACCACCGACGCUUCGUAUCUUCCGUUAUCCGCACGCAGUUCACGGAUGAAUGGCGUCCGGAAACAGCGAUCUCCACACUCGAAUGUUAUCCCAUGAAGACCACUACGUCAGAGCUGUGUACGGUAGGUUCGUGCGAACCUACUUCAGCUGCCAAGCAACGCGAGUACUUCCCGUGCGGUAUCGUGGCCAGCACCUUGUUCAAUGACAUUUUCUGGCUGCAUGAGGGAGUUUUGCCGUCGGGUGAGAAGCUCACACGCACUGACAUGACGUCCAGGGGCAUCGCACGCACGUAUGCUGCACAUAACAACAAGAAUCCAACCUGGAACGUUUCUACGGACGCGUACCUACCUGUGUGGCUCAACCCGAACAUGAGUCGCAUCAUCCCGCCCCUGGCAAGCUCGACAGCUCCACACAUCACGUCCGACUACACGAACAGCACUGCGUGGGUGCACGACGCGUUGGAUCCAGACUACGGCGUAGGUGUCGGGCUGGAGAACGAGUUCUGGCGUGUGUGGGUCGAGGGCGCUGCCAUGCACCCGUUCCGCAAGCCGUACGGCCGCAUCGAGCACGAUCUCCCGGCUGGCACCACGCUCACCUUCGCCGUGCAGUCUAACUUCUUCGUGCGGUCGUUCGGCGGCGCCAAAGCACUGGUGCUUGAGGAAGUGGGAUGGUUCGGCAGUACCAACUACAUACUGGGCGGAUUCUUCCUGGGGGUUGGCGCCAUUUUCGCUGUGGCCGGCAUCUUCUUCACGGGUCGCAAGCUGUACAACCCUCGCGCGCUUGGAGACGCAUCCGCCUUGGCGUGGAAGAAGAACUUGUAG
Messenger RNA from Phytophthora nicotianae INRA-310, 1389 nucleotides. RefSeq lists its product as hypothetical. Gene Ontology annotation, cellular component: plasma membrane; endoplasmic reticulum; Golgi apparatus. The coding region runs from base 1 to 1389 and encodes 462 amino acids. The record is from RefSeq and is a predicted model, not a curated record. The transcript has a single exon. NCBI's taxonomy places the organism in Eukaryota, Oomycota, Peronosporomycetes, Peronosporales, Peronosporaceae.